GAAUCAUCUACGGGGAAGAGUGCUGAGAAGCAAAAUGAGUAACACACUCGAGUUACAGCUGAUUAUACGUGUUGAGAGACUGAAAUUAACAAAUCUGUCAUAAUACCUGACUCAGUAGUUUACAACACAUUUUUCGUAUUUGAAUUACCUUUAUAUUUCCGGGGAAAAGAAACACUCAAAACCUGACUUAUUGGGGUGGUGCUACUGAAAAAUAUCAAACUUCCUUGACACUACUCAGAGGCGUGGUCUCGUAAUAGCGUAGUCGGCUUGUUGUUGGUUGUACUCUGGGGGAAAUGCAAAUGUAAUAGAAGUUAACCGGGCUUCGUAAGGUGCCAGAUGAAGGCACAGUUCUUAGUAGUGCAGAAACAGAGGAUGAACACAUAUCUUAGUGGCUCCUGAGUAUUACCACACACAAGGAAAAGACAUAUGAACAAAUGCCAGAUCAGCACCUUUAUGCAGAACUGUGCAGUAAGAACAUGGACAUUUCUGCAACUUUUUGUAACCUCAGAUUUCGCAUUAGUAAGUUCCAGGUUAUUCCUGUAAUGGUGCUUGUUUAAGCCAUGGGGAGUGGACAGUCACUUGGACUCCCUCAUGGAAAAGGGCCUCAUCAAGUAGGCUGCACAGAUGUCAUGGCAGACCAUACUAGGAAGGGCUGUUUUUUCAGACUUUACUACCCUUGCCACCCAAGUGAGAUCCGCGAGGAGCCUUUGUGGAUGCCUCGAUAUGAAUAUUGCUGUGGCCUCGCAGGUUAUGUCAAUUUAAAUAUCGGCUGGUGUGCUCCAAUCCUUAGUAUGACUUUUGGUUCGUACAGGGUACCUGUGUGCUGGAAUGCUGCCGUGAAACAGGAUGAUAAAUUUCCAUUGAUUAUCUUUUCUCAUGGCCUUGGGGCUUUUCGGACAGUAUAUUCUGCUGUUUGUAUGGAAAUGGCAUCUUGGGGGUUUCUAGUGGCUGCUGUCGAACACAGAGAUCAGUCAGCUUGUAUGACUUAUUAUUUUAAACCCAAGUCAGAACAUGAGCAGCAAAAUGAAAACACGACUCCUGAGACAACCUCAUCACAGUACCAGCUACAAGAAGAAUGGCUUCCUUUUAGGAAACUUAAGGAAGGCGAAAAAGAAUUUCGUCUUAGAAACCCACAGGUUCAUCAACGUGCAAAUGAGUGUGUUCGAGCACUCAAACUUCUGAAGGAGAUUAACAGCGGCAAGUCUGUUGAUAAUGUGCUGCACAAGGACCUGGACCUCUCUAUGUUGAAGGGUCGAAUUGAUUUCAACAAUGUUGCUGUUAUGGGACAUUCAUUUGGUGCUGCUACAGCUAUACUGGCGCAGAAGAAACAUGAUGACUUCAAGUGUGCUGUAGCACUUGAUGCAUGGAUGUUUCCACUGGAGAAUCAGCUGUACCACAAGUUUAUAAAACCUAUAUUUUUCAUCAAUUCUGAGAGAUUCCAGACUGCUGAAAAUGUAAUAAAAAUCAAGCGACUGUGCUCCACCAACAAACAGAUAAAGAUUAUAACCAUACUUGGAUCCGUGCAUCAGAGUCAGACAGAUUUCACCUUUCUCACAGGACAUGUCCUUAGCAGAAUAUUUCAAACUAAGGGGACCAUAGAUCCAUAUGUGGCACUGGAGAUCAACACCAGAGCUGCCCUUGCAUUCCUGAAGAGACACCUUGACUUAAAAGAAGACUUUGGGCAGUGGGAUGCGCUUGUUGAAGGCCAUGGAGAACAUAUCAUUCCAGACACUCCAUUCCAGAUAUGUAGUCUUUAGAGAAGAAUUCAUGUAGCUGUGAAAGAUUUUCAUUUACAUAAGUCAUCAACCUUCACUGUGCAGAAUUUAUUGCUGACAAACUUUUUCUUCCAAAACAAAUGAGCAGGACAGCUGAUAUUAUCACCACCUUAAGGAAUGAAUAAACAGACUGUAACAAGAAUGAAAUAUGCUUGAUUGUUACUAAUCAGGCCACAGUGCAGAUAACAUGUUAGAUCACAUGUUAACUGUUCACUAAGCUGUGAAAUACAAACUUUUCAUACAUGCAUUAAAUUAUUCAGCUUGCAUUCUUCAUUUACGAGUGAUAAUUUACAGUUCCAGCAUUUGUUGCUGUUGUAUGCAGUCCAGGUCCUGUAAUAUCUGAAGAAAACAGUUGCAUAACCUCAGUGUAAAUUUAACCUUGCCACCUUCCGCACAUUUUAAGCACCAGUCCCUGUCUUUUGCUACAGCAAAUCAGAUCUGAGUCCCGUUCCUUCUUACUGUGUAGAUGAGAACUGUUUUAAUGCCAGUGUGUACUGUCAUGAUGCAUGCUGUUCCAAAAUAAACUUAGUAUCAAGCACUGUGA
This is a messenger RNA of Protopterus annectens (West African lungfish), 2319 nucleotides long. It is a transcript of the gene PAFAH2, whose product is annotated as platelet activating factor acetylhydrolase 2. The coding region runs from base 561 to 1757 and encodes 398 amino acids. Lineage: Eukaryota; Metazoa; Chordata; Ceratodontiformes; Protopteridae. The record is from RefSeq and is a predicted model, not a curated record. The transcript has 13 exons. Gene Ontology annotation, molecular function: 1-alkyl-2-acetylglycerophosphocholine esterase activity.